AUGGCAGAUAUAAAGCCCCCAUUUACAGAGGAAUCUGCGCGGAAAAAGGUAAAAGCCGCACAGGACUUGUGGAAUACCCAAGAUCCUGCACGAGUCUCGGUGGCAUAUACCCCUGACACAGUCUGGCGCAAUCGGGACACUUUCAUCAAGGGUACCGAUGCGGUCAGGGACUUUCUAACCAAGAAAUGGCAAAAAGAAAAGUCCUAUCGACUGCGCAAAGAGCUAUUCGCCUUCACGGAGAACCGCAUCGCCGUGCAAUUCUGGUAUGAGUAUCAAGAUUCCACUGACGGGAUGAAGUGGAAGAGGUGCUAUGGACUGGAAGACUGGACCUUUGACUACGAGACGGGCAAAAUGCGAAAGCGCCAAAUGUCAGGGAAUGAUAUUGUCCUUGGGCCCAAUGGAAAUGGAGAGGGUCGGUGGUUUGUCGACGGAAUUAAGGUGGAGGAAGCAACCAUCACAGAAGAACAUUGGUAA
Messenger RNA from Talaromyces proteolyticus, 474 nucleotides. RefSeq lists its product as uncharacterized. Lineage: Eukaryota; Fungi; Ascomycota; Eurotiomycetes; Eurotiales; Trichocomaceae. The record is from RefSeq and is a predicted model, not a curated record. The coding region runs from base 1 to 474 and encodes 157 amino acids. The transcript is spliced from 2 exons.